Struthio camelus australis is the source of this 5459-nucleotide messenger RNA. The record is from RefSeq and is a predicted model, not a curated record. NCBI's taxonomy places the organism in Eukaryota, Metazoa, Chordata, Aves, Struthioniformes, Struthionidae.
AUGACGUGUGAAGAACACCAGAAAAGUUGGGUCUUUCUGUGGGAGAAGGGCUACCAGGAAACAGAUUCUGUGGUCAGUUCUGUAACCACAAAGGUGAAAGGAGUAACUCUGACAAACACGUCCAGCUUGGGAACCAGGAUCUGGGAUGUAGCUGACUAUGUCAUCCCUCCUCAGGAAGAGAACGCUCUGUUUGUCAUGACAAAUGUGAUACUCACACUGAACCAGACGCAAGGCCAUUGCCCUGAGCUUCCAGAUGAUACAACAAUAUGCACGGCAAAGGAAGACUGUGCUCCAGGAUACGUUGGCACCCACAGCAAUGGUAUUCAGACUGGGGAGUGCGUACUGUAUAACAGCAGCAUCAAGACCUGUGAGAUCUUUGCAUGGUGCCCUGUGGAGAAUGACUCUUAUAUACCCAGGCCAGCGUUCCUACAAGAAGCUGAGAACUUUACCAUUCUAGUGAAGAACAACAUUUGGUAUCCUAAGUUCAACUUCAGCAAGCGAAACAUCCUCCCCACUAUCAACUCCACCUACCUCAAGAACUGCAUCUAUGACUCCCAGACAGAUCCCUUCUGUCCUAUCUUUCGUUUAGGGAAAAUAGUUGAAGCUGCAGGGCAGAACUUCCAAGAAAUGGCUGUGGAGGGUGGAGUCAUGGGGCUGCAGAUCAACUGGGACUGCAACCUUGACAGAGCUGCUUCCCACUGUGUGCCAAGGUACUCCUUCCGGCGCCUUGACAGCAAGGACUCUGCCCACACUGUGUCACCUGGAUACAACUUCAGGUUUGCAAAAUACUACAAGGAUCAGAAUGGCAUUGAAUCACGGACGCUUGCCAAAGCUUAUGGCAUCCGCUUUGAUAUCAUAGUGUUUGGAAAGGCAGGAAAAUUUGACAUAAUUCCUACAAUGAUUAACAUUGGCUCUGGCUUAGCGCUGUUUGGAGUGGCAACUGUCCUGUGUGACAUUGUUGUCCUGUAUUGCAUGAAGAAGCGAUACUACUAUCGAGAGAAGAAGUACAAAUAUGUGGAGGAUUAUGAACUGAGUGGCAGUGAGACAAACUCCUGACCUCCCGCUGCUGCAGCACCAACUGCUGAAUGUGAACUGCUGCUGUGAAUGUUACUCUGAACCUGCCAUAAGACACCCCCCCCCCUCCUUUUCUUCUGGAGGCGGAAAGAGGGAACAACCACCCCUAUUCACUGCUCGAUCACCUUUGCUGGCCAGAGCCUACCCCCUAAAGAGAACUGGAUCUGCUUCCCGUCUGCUGUCUUUCCAGGGUAAUUGAACAAAGCCCAUACAGAGCCUCAUGCUUUUGUGCCAGGCCUCUGCACAAGCUAAGGCUGGGCCAGGGACUGCUCUGUCAUGGUCAUUUCAACAAUCCUCCUUUCUCUGAGUUCAUUGGUAGCAGAGAGUAGCAGAGCCCUUAGCAGAUACAGAUUCUUCCUUACAGUGAAUAGGGCCCCUGCUAGCUGUUGUCUAGCCUCAGCAGACCACUCCUUGCUGUUUUCAAAUCACUUUUCCUUACUGUGAAGGAUCAUGCUGUUUAGCUAAGACUGUACCCACUAUUUGAUUGUGUCUCCAGGCUCCAGUGGCCACAAACUGAGGCCAGUGUCAAGUUUUAUUGUGCUACAGUGAAUGGCUUACUGAUUACAAGGUGGUUUUUUUUUUUCUAGUUUGACUAUUUUUAUGCUACUACUUUAAAAUUGACUGUCAUUUUUAAUAAAGUACUACCCUCUAUCAGCCAUCUUGGAGGCCUGCAAGCUGUUUUUCUUCACAAGGGCCCAUAAGAUUAGGGCCAAUUAACUGCCUUCAUUUUACACUGGCAGAAACUCUUACUAGUGAGCUAUCAAAGCCAGUGCUGUUUUUUUGCUUUGCCUCUGGACUCUCUCAGCAAGAGUGUUGUGUGACAGCUAAGUCUGUCUGCUUCACCUGGUUCUCCUAACAGACCAGGUUCUCUAAGGUCAUCUCCAUUUGCAGGGCAGACAGUUCACCUUGGCUGUGGCUGUUGCUUUGGAAGAAGCUCAUGUGAGUUAAAACCCUACCCAAGGGGAAAGGCUUAGAAAUUAGGGGCCAGGAUGGGUUAAGCCCAGUGCUGCCUUAGCCAAAGGCUAGUAACGAAUGCUCAGAGGAAGAGAGAUGCUCCCUGGCAUACCUCCAUUCCUUGGUACUGAAGGACUUUUCACCCCCAGGCCUGCUAUCUGGGCUGCUGCAUUUAAUGUGCUUGCUCAGUUUGACUUAAGUGCAUCUGUUGACCGCCGUCUUCAGGUGUCCCUGGGCUUCUUUAGUGAGAGCACUGACAUGCAAAGAAUAGCUCUUCCUUUCUCCGAACCUCUUCUAGUACUACAGAGCUCUGAGAGCUAUUCCAGACCUCAGUCAUCCUGGCUGGCAUUUUGCUACCUUUUUCCAGCCGUGCUGGGGGUGUGCCGCAGCAUUACCUGGUGCCGCUGAGCAAUUUUGUUUCAUUCCUUAUCCUGAUACCAUCUGCCCUGCGCUGCUGAGGACUAAGCCGAGAGUAACAACGCAAAACAGUGCUUUUCCAAGAGUGAGCCCUCCAGUAUGUGAAUGUGACUGGCUCAGUUUCAAUUAUGCAAUGGCUAGAGCCAUUGCAGACUCUUCCUCAGCCAUGACUCCCAAUAAAGGGCACACCGGACCACAGCAGCAGGGGACGGUGCUGUCAGACAACCCCCCCCCACGCCCCUUCCAAACAGCAAACUCCCACAGCUUGGUGAAAGAUUGGUAAAACAAGAUAAUGGCUCCACUUGAUACACUAACUCUGGGUUUGGUUGCAUGUUGUUUAUUUCAACUUGUACAGAGAAGCUUGAACAGCUGUGUGGAAAAACACCUAUUUUUUUUUCCUUAGGUAAUAUAAUUUAAAAGUGAUAAAUACACAGUAUUUAAACUUGAUACACCUGAUAAAGUUAAAUGCAUAAUAAAGGGGUAGGAAUGAAACACAAGCCUCGGUCAUUAAACAAAACAGUAUAAAAAUCAGCAAUAGUUUCAGGACCUUAGAAAAGAAACAGAUCAAUUGCCUGAUAGGUAAGAGGGGGGUCCACCAAGAAAAACCACUCAAGACAAGAGGCCUGGUUUCCCCUUAACACUUUCCCAUGUGCUUUCAGAGCCAAAAAGGCUUAGUACCCAGCAGUAACCAUACAGUCAGCACUGGGCUUGCUUAAAAGGAAGGGAAUUAGGGAAAAAUCAAGCUGUAACCCAGUUCCAAGGCACAAGCAAAAUAUUUACUUCACUAUAAGAAAAAAGCUAGCUUGACUACUAAACAGCAGAUACAGAACUGAGCAGAUUUGUAUAUACAGUACAGCUUCUCUAACAGGUCAUGCAUUUAGAUAAGAGAUCUUCCUCAAACAUCCAAGGUUUAUACUUUCAACAGAACUAAUCAACAAGGAAAUUACAUCAAAUUUCAUUCAGAAACGUGCAUUUGGCUGCAGCCUUACUGGAGCUGGCACUAACGGUCAUUUUGAGGUGCGUUUUAAGGAAGUGCUGAGCUUUCAGGUGCUCACAAACCAAGCCCACCACCUUGGCCUCAAGACACUGAUCCAUGCUAAUAGCUGAAGCCCAAUAACCAUGUGGUUGGGCAUCUAGGAACUGAGAUAGGUUAUUCUGUUUAGAAGCUGCAUUGUACCUAGCAAGCUUGUUUGGUAAGUUUAAACUAUCUUGCCAGGCACUUGCCAUAUCACAAAACUGAGCUAUUCAGCACUAAGCAUCUCUACAGCUCACUCACUUUUAACAAAAAACAUGCCACACACAUUACUCCGCAAUGGCUACAAGCAGAUUUUUUUUUUCCCCUCCCUCCAGAACAAGUCAAUUUACAAGCUACACAACCAAACUGACCAUUCUCAAUCAAUUAUUUCCACAAUAAAAAGUCUUGUUUGGGGGGUGGGUUGGGGCGGGGGGGGUGGAGUAGGCAGCAGCAGUAGUGCUGACAUCCGUUACCUGUUUGAUUUUCCCGUAUCUGACGAUGCAGAGCUUUGGCAUAGCCUCAGACCAAACCGGGAGGAAAACUGUGUCUCAUGGCUUCAAACUCCAUAGCACUGCUCCUAAACCACGAACCUCUGCAGAAGCUGUAGUCGCUGGCUUUGGAGAAAGGCCAGCAGUACAAUUUUUUGGCAAUAAAAUAAAAUCUCAGGGAAGCAUUGCUUCAUGUGAUCAGAAGAUGCAGGGGCCCUCCUGACGAAGGGCUAGUUUGUGCAGGCACCUGCGCACUUCUUAACACUGGCCAGACUUUUAACAGAGGCCUGGCGUGACUAGGAAUUGCUGGGUCAGGGCUGACUGUGGCAGGACCAAGAACAUCAGCGCUCUGUUGCUGCACACACAACUGAGGAUGGCAACGUAACAGUCACUUCCUAAAAGCCUACAACAGGGCAUCUGUGGCCAGAGCUGGUAGGCAGAGAUCUUACCAGUAAGGAAAAUACUUGGCGCAUAUAGUGCCUUCCUCCUUUGGACAAAGAAUUAAGCCUUAACAGCCCCUUACAAAGUUGGGACAAUUGACUCAUCCUCAUCUUACAAGUGCGCAGCUGUUUUAAAUGACUCAUUCAAGGUCGCACACCCAAAUCAGUAGCAGGACUGAGAAAAGAAGCCAGCCCUUGUUCCUCCCACCAUCCACAACUGCGCUUACCGUGACCCCUUUCCUCAAUCAAAGCGUGACGCGCAGCCAGCUCCCCUACACUCCGCCGGUCUCCAGCUUUGUCUGAGCUCAGCGAACUCGUGAAAGCGAGUCUAGAAGCCAGAGGCUAUCCUGCCGCGUGUUACUGAGGUUUUGCAAGCACCACAAAAUAAUCAGAGUAAUCUGACUGAAGGUGAAAGAGCUCUUCAUAAGAAACAAGCCAUGUAUUAGGUAUACACUUAAUUUACUAAGCUCAGCUAACAAGCCCCUGAUCCACAGGCAUUCACAAACUACUGGUAACAAACUUGCAAAAAAUACAUAGCAUUGGCCCCCAAAAAAAUCCAAAUUAAGAGUUUGGAAAAUAAAAGUUCCUUCGAAAAUUACUAGCUCAUCUAAGUAUUUCGUUAAGAUCUUAAAUUCUAAGCAAGCCCUAAGUCUAUACUUAAAAAAUAGCAGAAGUAUUGUAUUAUUUUUAGUUGUAGUAAACCAUGUAAUGUACAUGGAAGUGAAGGAUUUUACCCUGAAUUUUAUAUUUAAUAAUAUAUGUAUCUAGAUCAAGUAAAAGAUUUAGAAACAAACUUUUUUUAGUGCUUCCUCUGCUGUUCAAAACAAGCAUUCAGCUAAACACCAUCUUUCACUCAUGCCUGCAGCAAAAAAAGUUCAGACCGAACUUAAGCCCUUAAAUACCUUUUCCUUUCGUACACUGAAUACUUAACUUGUGAAUCUCUAGUCAUACCAACAUCAAGACCUUAGGAAAAGUGGCAUCCUCAAACACUGUAACUAGCAUUACUUUCUGAACAUCCCAAAGAUGCUGUUUAAUACAAGUUGGCUCACAAAGGUAGGCGUUCUUAAAAAA